AUGUGGUAUUUUUCCGUAUCAAGCAUUAAAGCCAUUCUUAGUUCGUUUAAUAGAGUGAGACGUGAUCGAAUUUUUGUUUGGAAUAAUUGGGUUCCUAAGAAAGUUGGAAUUGUGGCGUGGAGAGCCAUAAAUGAAAAACUACCAACGAGAACGGCUUUGGCUUUGAGACGAGUAAAUGUUCCAGAUUUAUCAUGCUUAUUUUGUGGUGAAUAUGCGGAGUCUUGUGAACAUAUAUUUGUCACAUGCCACUUUGCGCAAAUGGUGUGGCAGAAUAUAGCUAUCUGGUGUAAAAUGCCUCCCAUUUUAGCCUUCGAUUUUAAAGAUUUGCUGGAGCUUCAUGGUUUUAGUUCGGGUUUGAGGAAAAGAAAAAAGGCUACGCAUGCAUUAGUCCUGAUCGUCGGUUGGUGUAUAUGGAAAACACGUAACGAGACUAUGUAUAAUAAUGGCAUACUGAAUGUUUUGAAAGUGUUGGAGGAGGUAAAGUCGCUUGGGUUUCUUUGGGUUAAAAAUAGGUCGAAAGAAGCGUUUUUGACAUGGGAAGAUUGGAGUAGAUUUUCGUGUUUUGCCUAG
Molecule: messenger RNA, 570 nt
Organism: Helianthus annuus (common sunflower)
Lineage: Eukaryota; Viridiplantae; Streptophyta; Magnoliopsida; Asterales; Asteraceae
Exons: 1
Coding region: 1-570 (189 amino acids)
Source: RefSeq, a predicted model, not a curated record